CCUCUAAAUGAUAAAGCCGCUACGCCGGGAACUGGAGGCGGGAUAGACUAAAUAAUAACCCAAUUCUAAAAAUUUACGCAGUUCUGGUCAGACGUCAUAUAAUUGUGUAUAUAUAUAUUUCCUCACCAAGUCGAUUAUCUUAAAUUAUUGUGGUGUUGGAUUUUUCAGGGUUAUCAGUAGCAGGAGGUGUUAGGCUAGACUCCUGGAAGUUAACGAUUAAGUUAGGCUAUUGGAGACGCCAUAGAGUGGACUUUAAAAUCGAAGACUCAUAAACAAGCGUUACUCCUAAAACAGGCUUUCGCACUACUCUUGUUGCCUUGACUACUGGUGUGUCAGGGGACUUCAUCCUGAUUCAUUUUAUGAUUUCUCUGACUCUACUUCAGAGAGACUACCACAACGCAGCACUGAAAAUAGAAGUGUUCUGGUGCCAGUGACACAGGAGCGGUGGGAUUUCAAUAAUUGAAAGAGAGAGAGCAUGGGGAUAAUACAUCGCCCUCUCCCAUAAAUUCAUUAUAGGCAUGAAUACCCCUGCAUACAUGAAUAAACAGAUUUUGCAGAAGAUAACCAUGGAAACAGGAUUUACACAGAAACCAAAGGAGCAGAGGAAGGCGAACAGCCCUUGACGUGGAGAGUGAAAGCAGAGGGAGAGUAGAAGGGAAGUGAAAGGAAAAGGGAGAAACGCCAGCUCAGCUACCCGCCUGCCUCGCCGAGCGCUGUGCCAUGGGGAAGCAGAACAGCAAACUGCGGCCCGAGGUGCUGAACGACCUGAGAGAAAACACAGAAUUCACUGACCACGAGCUGCAGGAGUGGUACCGUGGCUUCCUCAAGGACUGUCCCACUGGCCACCUGACCGUGGAAGAGUUCAAGAAGAUCUAUGCCAACUUCUUCCCCUAUGGAGAUGCCUCAAAGUUUGCUGAACAUGUCUUCCGCACAUUUGACACCAAUGGUGAUGCCACCAUUGAUUUCAGGGAGUUUAUCAUCGCCCUGAGUGUGACGUCUCGUGGUGGCCUGGAGCAGAAGCUGCGCUGGGCUUUCAGCAUGUAUGACCUGGAUGGGAACGGCUACAUCAGCCGAGCAGAGAUGCUGGAGAUAGUUCAGGCAAUUUACAAGAUGGUGUCAUCAGUGAUGAAGAUGCCUGAGGAUGAGUCAACACCAGAGAAAAGAACAGAUAAAAUCUUCAGACAGAUGGACAUUGACAAUGAUGGUCGGUUGUCUUUGGAGGAGUUCAUUAAAGGUGCCAAGAGCGACCCGUCCAUUGUCCGGCUGCUGCAGUCUGAUCAGGGAGCCUCUCGUCAGUACUGAGGACAGAGAUGGUGACAUACUGUAUGUACACGAUCCCUCAAACUCACACACAUCCAGCUUUUUGCUGUAGAUGAUAGAGGCUUGGUCAUCGUCACACCUUACCAGACAACCCUUUGAUUUUUAACACUCCAUGUCUUAUUGUUUACAUUAAUACUUGUCUUUUGUCAGUAUGGCACGCUGUAGACUAUGACUUCUCAUUUGAGGUAUGCUGUUAAUAUUUUACUUGUUCUCCAUAAGUGAAGUGCCAUAUCCAUAUAUUUACAUGGACUGAAUUAUAUACUUGCAAGUAUUAUGACUCCUAUUAUGUUACACCAAGAAGAAACUAAUUACAUCAUUUGAUAUAAUAUAAGUGUUCAAAUGCUUCUUGUCACUCAGACUAACAGCAGCUUAAGUUGCAGUUCUGAAUAAGCUCUGUAUGCCUUUGGUACUGCAUGCGCUAAAUGAUAUGUGAUUUCUGAUACUGCAGCAGUUUACGUGAAUAAGGAGCACGUGAUUGUUUUUAUUCCCUUUUAUUUUUGUAACAAUGUAAUUUUCACAUAAUUGAAAUAAAGUCGUGUAAGAAAAAUCUACACAAGUCCCACAAUAUCCCCCCUUGUCCUGGAUAGACCUGAUGCAAACCCACCACGAUUCUUAUUCACGGUUUAAAGAAAAAAAAAA
Monopterus albus (swamp eel) is the source of this 1959-nucleotide messenger RNA. RefSeq names its product hippocalcin-like 1 (gene hpcal1). Bases 721 to 1302 code for a protein of 193 amino acids. The transcript has 7 exons. Gene Ontology annotation, molecular function: calcium ion binding. The record is from RefSeq and is a predicted model, not a curated record. NCBI's taxonomy places the organism in Eukaryota, Metazoa, Chordata, Actinopteri, Synbranchiformes, Synbranchidae.